Molecule: messenger RNA, 5988 nt
Organism: Acanthoscelides obtectus
Lineage: Eukaryota; Metazoa; Arthropoda; Insecta; Coleoptera; Chrysomelidae
Source: the annotation of a GenBank genome assembly
CUUUUCAGUUCUCAAUGUAGCUGCUGGUAAGGCUCCCAUGCAGGUUAGUACGGAGUCUGGAGGGAUACCCCAAAAAGCUGUGGACGGCAGCACUAGUGCUUUCUUCAGCAGCGAAACCUGCACUUUGACCAAGCAGGAGAGGGCUCCAUGGUGGUACGUCAACCUUCUGGAACCCUACAUGGUGCAGUUAGUGCGGCUAGACUUCGGCAAGCCUUGCUGUGGAGUGAACAAGCCUGCUACCAUAGUAGUCCGAGUAGGCAACAACAGGCCGGAUCUAGGCACCAACCCUAUCUGCAACCGUUUCACUGGCUUUUUGGAGGAGGGCCAACCCUUGUUUCUGCCCUGCAACCCCCCGAUGCCAGGGGCGUUUGUUAGCGUUCACCUGGAAGCAGCUCAGGCCAGUCAGCUGUCUAUUUGUGAAGCCUUUGUUUACACCGACCAAGCGCUGCCUAUUGAGAGGUGCCCGCAGUUCAGAGAUCAACCACCAGGAAGCACUGGAACCUACAACGGCAAAUGCUACAUCUUCUACAACCGCCAACCUCUACCAUUCCUAGAGGCAGCAACGUUUUGUAGGCAAAGAGGAGGCACCCUAGUAUCUGAAAGCAACCCCGCCCUUCAAGGGUUUAUCAGCUGGGAGCUAUGGAGGAGACACCGAGGUGACGCAGCUGGGCAGUACUGGUUAGGAGCGAUAAGAGACAGGAGGAGAAGUAAUGGGUUAUGGAGAUGGCUAGAGAGCGGGGAUGAAGUUGCUGUGUCUUUCUGGAAUCUACCGUUAGGUAGUGGAGAGUGUGGAAGAUACGAUGGUACCAAAGGCUGGUUGUGGGCAGAUACUGAUUGUGAAAUGAGAAUCAACUAUAUCUGUCAGCAUCAGCCAAAAGCUUGUGGACGUCCUGAACAACCACCAAACUCAACCAUGGUAGCACCAAACUUCAAUGUAGGUACUACCAUAGAGUACGCUUGUGACGAAGGUCACCUUCUUGUUGGACCAACAACUAGGACAUGUUUAGAAACUGGAUUCUAUAACGAAUUUCCACCCGUAUGCAAAAGGAUCCAGUGUGGUUAUCCAGCAAGCAUUCCCAAUGGGGAGUACACUUUAGUAAAUGACAGUGUCGGAUAUCUAUCAAGAGUGAUUUACUCAUGUGAUGAAGGCUACGAGAUGAUUGGCAGAGCACAACUGGCAUGUGACAUCGAUGAAAGGUGGAAUGGACCUCCGCCACGAUGUGAACCUAUCCAUUGUGAAGCACCCCUGGAAAUUGCAAAUGGGAUGACAAGGAUUCCAAACGAGACAGUAUUCGGAUCAGUCGUACAAUACAGCUGCAAUCCCGGAUACAAACUUGUGGGACCAAGCUCCAUCACUUGUAUGGCAAACGGACAAUAUGAUGCUCUACCACCAACGUGUGAACAGGAAAUGUCGACUACCAACACCGAGACUCCAAGACCCACACAACGUCCAUCUCCAACAACUGUUACCAUGACAACGACUAUCAAACAACGAACCCGGGGUACCAAACCACCACCAACAACCAUCCGAGGAGUGGAAAUCAUCAAAUCUACCAGUAAAACAAAGAAACCCCAAAGAACCACAACUACAACUAGUCAGCCUGGAACGACGACUUUGCCACCACUACUGGUAAAAUAUCCAGAAGACAACGAAAUAGCAGGCAGUUCUAACAUACCCCGAAUCGGAGAAUCCCCUAGCAACUUGAACAUCCCUCUGCCGGUCGACGGCGAAAGGAGAGAAACUUUUGGAGCAAAGCUGAAUUUAGGAGCCAUCGUGGCAUUGGGAGCCUUUGGAGGCUUCAUAUUCCUUGCAGCUAUUAUUACCACCAUUGUCAUUUUAGUGAGGAGAAACCGAAGUGCCACACACUACCGCCACCGCGUAUCACCAGACUGCAACACCGUAGGCUCCUUUUCCUCGUCAAGCUCAGGUUCUCGACACGGCGGCCUGAACCGGUACUACCGCCAAGCUUGGGAGAACCUGCACGAAACUGCAGGCAGCCGGGCGGGUUUGAAGGCUGCCCAAGCUGCCCAAGAGGCGGCGUCACGGCACUCGCCACUCAGACGCAAGGAGACUCUCGACGAACCGUUCCCGAAUGGAGACAAGGCGGUGCCGGAACGCAAGCGGCACCACCACCAUCAUCACCACCAUGACGGCGCGAGUAGGGGUGGCAGAGGAGGAGGGGCAGCGCCUCUACAUCAUCACAAGCGCUACUGACAACCGUGUUUGGUUGUUACGGUGCACGUGGAGGAGUGAAGACCGAGAUGGUUGUUCGUGAAUGUUGAGUGACCUGAACAACGCGACGCCCAGGAUGUCUGAAAAUAUGUGGACAAGCCUUCGGUAGCUCCUUAAGGGUCCUUGUUUUUAAAUAAUCUAUAAACGGCAUUGUAUACAUACAGGGUGUUCAUUUGAAAACUUCCCACCGCGGUUUUGUCGAAAACCACUGACUAAAAGAAAAAACGCCGAGACAUGUCGAGAGAUUUGUCAAGGGGGACAACUUUUUAACUAAAAACUACUUCACCCCAUUUCCUUGAUUUUGAAGUUUGACUUUUGUAAGUUGGUCGAUUCGUUUUCAAGAGAAUUAGAAAAAUCUUUAUUUAUAUUAACUUGUUCAGAUAGAAAACAAAAACACAAGAAAAUAUCCGUUAUCGGCCAAACAAUGAUACAGGCGAUGUUCAAAUUCCUAACGGACAUUUUCAAAAACAUGUUGUGGGAUAUCAUGGCAGCUUUCGAUGAUGCGUUGACGAAGUUCAUCCAAACUUUUAAGUUGGGGAGUAAACACAACAGAUUUUCAAUGGCCCCUAAUGACGUUAAAUCAGGAGAUCUAGCAGGCCCUCCUCGCCCUGUCUAGCCAUUGCCGAACCGGAAGAACAUAGUGAAGAGGAGCGCCGUCUUGCUGGAAAUAUAUUUCAGCCUCAUCAAGUAUAGCGUCUCUAUCCUCUUCGAUUUGGUUUUCAAUGGUUUCAGUGAUAAGGGGAUUAUUUUCCAACAUAUCCAAAUAAAUGUCUCCAUUCAAAUUUCGAUUAAUAAACAAUGGCCCAAUCACUUUGUUUCCUAAAAUACCUGCCCAUACAUUAAUUUUUUUAGGGUUACUGGGUAUGCCCUUCUACAAAAGCAUGAGGAUUUUCAUUGCUCCAAUACCAGCAGUUAUGCUUAUUAUCAAAUCCAUUUAGAUAAAAUGUGCAUUCAUCACUGAAGUAGAUAUCGCGCAGUCAUUUAUUCACAAAACUCAAUUCGCCUAGGAAAAUCAUUUUCGUUUAACUAUUGCAAUAUUUUCACUAUGAAUGGAUGAAAUUCAUGGAGUUUAGUAGCUGUGUGUUCAGAGCCUAAUGAAAUACCAGUCACAGCAACAAUUUUGGGUAAUGAAGUAUUAGGAUUUAUUCCAAACUGACCCAAAACUUCAACUUGAGCGGCUCUAUCCAAUACUCUCCGAUGAUCACGUUUUUUAUUUGCAACUGAUCCAGUUUGAGUAAAUUUCCUAACAAGGUCCAAAACGUACCUAUGUGAAGUUAUCUUCCCCGGAUGCGUUAAACGUGAAGGCAGUUUGCAGAGCACAUUGAUUUUGGGCACCAUACAUUAGAAUCAUUUCCACUCUUUCGGCUAGUGUGUAAACAAUUUUGGAAGUAAAAUUUAACUCAAUAAAUUAAUUUUUACCAUCCCAAGAUUAUCGCAAAGGUAUAACAAUAAAUACAGUUCGCCCAGGAUAUCUAAGUUGAUGAAAAGAAUGCGGAAAAAAAUUCGGGUUGUUAUUUGGUUGUUGCCACGUCUAAUUUUCGGAAUUGGCGUUUAUUUUGGUAGUUUCCGUUUAAGCGAAUUGUAGAUUUGGCAAACCCUAACGAGCAACAUUUUGAACACUUAUUGAAAUAAAAAGUGAUGUCUUCGAAUGUUUUUGUUUUCUAUCUCAACAAAUUAACUAAUUUUCUAAUUUUUUCGAAAAUGAAUUGACUGAUUUUAAAAAACAAACGUCAAAAUAAAGGAUUUCCAAAUACCUUACUCUCUUAAAAAUUUUAAGGGAAUGACCCUGAGGGGCCGAGGGUGGAAGAUGGUGAAAUAAUUUUUUUAAUCCGUGGUGGGAGGUUUUCAAAUGAACACCCUGUAUGUAGAUGAUUUUCCUAGACGAUUAUUAUUUAGGACCUCGUAAAAUAGUAUUAUUAUGAACCUUUGUUUCGCUAGAACAGCCUAGGGAUAUUAGUGAUUAUUAUCCCCACGAUACUACUGUUAUUUUGUCCUGAAUCCAUCAUUUUGGAAAAUCUUGGAAAUAUAUGAUGUCGUUCGAAGGUUAUUCAAGAAAGGCUAUUUUUUAGUAACGGCCUUCAGGGGUAUGAAUCUCCCAAGGUAGACCACUGUAUUCUACACAUGUCGGAGAGAUUGGGUGCAUAUGGGAUCAGUCCGUUUGUAGUUAUUACGUUUUUUUUAAUUUCAGGAAAGGCUGAAUGUCAAUUUAAGCUUUGAGAUAUCGUACAGCACUGAUUAGCCAAAGUAACUAUGUAUAAUUUACUUGCAUCAAACAACAAGCCUGUGAGCUUGUUAUACGUUGUUCAGGUUACGUUUGUAGUAAAAAGGUGUGAUAGUGUCACCAGUGGCAACCAACAGGUCAUUUCCUCAUUAUUGUCUAUGUUAUCACCAAGAGCGAUUUCACUUUAUUUGUUUAAACAAACAAGAUAGUAAUAUCUUGUCAAAUGUACCUUCAUAAAAGACAGCCUUAUUCGAUCUGAGGCCUUCUUAUUGCCUUGCAUAAUCGUCAACUACGAUGCUUAUUUGCUUCACAACCUCCUUUGAGGAACACGGAAGCUUACCCAACGUGAUCCUUCCGCGUCAGCGUCAAAAUAACGUUUGAUAAUCAGACACGAUGAGGAGGCCUCAACGAUAGGAAAAGCCCGUCUGCUGUGAUAUUUGGAAAUUCUCAUGUCAUUCCCAAGUGACAGGACAAAUUAAGACGUUUUUACAAUAACUAAGCCUCCAGGAACAAUUAUGCGUUCUAAGGAUCAUGACUACACUCGAGGACUAAUUCUUGAAAAUGAGAGUGUAAGAUAACUGAUAAAAAGGAACUGCAUUUUGUAGUGACAGAUGAGUUCCUCAGAUCAUCUCAGGCGAUAAAGUGCAGAAGUCAUCCAUCAGUCUCAUCUCAAACUUUAUGAUGACUCAUUUAACGAUAUGAAAACCCAGGAGCAUAUUUUGCCGAAAAUGCUACCAGAAAUGCAUGCAAUACUUUCUACUGUCUUGUUUUCAAGCAUUGUCCUCCUGGACAAAUCGUUCUUGCUGUGUAUUUAGGAUUUCAAACUGAGAAGUCAGGCUUAUGCAGUAUGGUACUUGGACUCAUGAAAUAAUGUUCCGAUUUUUAUAUCAUUUCCUUCAAAACUGCUUCAUUUUAGUGAGCUAUGAAAUACAUAAUAGUGUUAUUUGAAUCAGGCAACAAACAAUGUGAAAUCACUCUCGUAUCGGGAAAUAAAAUGUAUGGUUAUUUGUGUCCCUAAACAAAUGUUUUCAUAGUGUGAGAUGAUUUAAAGUCAAUACAAUCUACAUUCAUAGUACUUUCAAUAUUCUGCAUUACCAGAUUACGUAACAAAGGAGGUAAAAAUAGUAUAAUCUAGAAAGUUUCGAAAUUUAGUAUUUUGGAAGUAUAUUCAACUAUUCUAACUGCAGUAAGAAUUUCUCUUCCUUCUAUUAUAUCGAGAUACAGACAGCAUCAUCAAAUCUACAUGGUAUGAAAACUUUUGUUGCAAAUGUAAAUAGUCUCUCAUAUUACAAAGAAUGUAUUCCUUGGCUUUACUUUAAAGUGUUUUCUAUACCAAGACAAAAAAGUGAAGCUAACGUCAUUCGCGUCUAUUUAAACUGGAUACACAGUGACUGAACUUUAUUAUUGUAUUUUAUACUGUUGCAGAACAAUUUUAAGCGAUCAUCUUCUGUCCAUUAGUUAAGAUUAUUUAUUAGGCAAAAGUAUCUAGUGCCAUGAAUUAGGCAUUUCUCAAACUGACUUUGUUGGAUUUUUU